This is a messenger RNA of Kuraishia capsulata CBS 1993, 555 nucleotides long. RefSeq lists its product as uncharacterized. The coding region runs from base 1 to 555 and encodes 184 amino acids. NCBI's taxonomy places the organism in Eukaryota, Fungi, Ascomycota, Pichiomycetes, Pichiales, Pichiaceae. The record is from RefSeq and is a predicted model, not a curated record. Gene Ontology annotation, biological process: chromatin remodeling. The transcript has a single exon. Gene Ontology annotation, cellular component: Ino80 complex.
AUGCCUCAGAAGCUGGUCUCGUUGCGAUUACCCGGUGAUUUGCUUUCUUCUUUCACGGAACUGCCCACAUCCUUGAAAACCAAGAGGAAAGCCAAGGCAGAAGAGGGUGUCGGAAUGACGCCGAAUGGACUAGAAGUUGAAAAGAAGAAGAAAGCCAAGCCUGCUAAUUCAGGUCCAAAGACAGUUUUCAAGAAGAUUGCAGCAUCCUCUCCAGCACCCGAAUCUCCAGCGGGGAGUGAAGUUUCCAGGACUGCGGCGGGGCGUGUGAAUCUUGCUGCCAGUGCUAAUGGUGGCCUACUGGAACUCGAUCGCUCGGGUCGUCCGUCAGAAAGAUGGGUUCCGUUCCAGAAAGAAAUAAAGAGCUUUAGUGGAUACUCCACGUUUUUGACUACUUGGAAACGAGCCAAGUUAUUGUACAGGGAUGACUCCACGGGGACGACCAUGGAACCCAAGAGCGAUGAUAUGUUACAGGAUGUGAGCAUGGAUUUGGGUCUAGCAGAUGAACCAGAAGUUAAGGAAGAACUUUCUGAAGGGAAGUCUUUGGUUGAGGUAUAA